Messenger RNA from Trichomonas vaginalis G3, 1431 nucleotides. RefSeq names its product major facilitator superfamily transporter. Gene Ontology annotation, molecular function: sucrose:proton symporter activity. Gene Ontology annotation, biological process: transmembrane transport. Bases 1 to 1431 code for a protein of 476 amino acids. The record is from RefSeq and is a predicted model, not a curated record. Gene Ontology annotation, cellular component: membrane. Lineage: Eukaryota; Parabasalia; Trichomonadida; Trichomonadidae. The transcript has a single exon.
AUGGCUCCAGUUGCUACUAAUACAAGCAAUAUUGACACAAAGCGUGUCGAAGAUGUCGAAAUGGAUGCAGUCGAAAAGACAGAAGAUUCCAAAGUUUGGAUUCCACUUGCAAAGAGAGAUAGACUCUCAUUAUGGAGAAUAUUCGGUAUCUGUGCAUCAAUGUUCGGAUUUCAAACAGUUUUUACUGUCGUUUUCGGUCUCCUUUCUCCGAUUAUGGACUCAGAAGACAUCAACAUUCCACAAGUUUACAGAUCACUCAUCUACCUCAUUGGUCCACUCGCAGGAUUCAUCUGCCAGCCACUUGUUGGCUACUACAGUGAUGCUCUCCAUGCAAAAAUUGGCAGAAGAAGACCAUUCAUCAUUACAGGUGCUGUAGGAUCAAUCGUCGGCUUCCUCUUCCUUUACUUCUGCAGAGAAAUCGGAAAGGGUAUCAGCAGCUCAAAUCCACGUCCAUGGAGUAUUACCUUCCUUAUCAUUGCACUUGUCCUCGAUUUUGUUUCCGUAAAUCUCCUCCAAGCUCCAGCAAGAACAAUCAUUGCAGAUAUCAUUCCAAAGUCACAGCAAGUUCUCGGAAACUCCAUUGCAGCUGUACUUCUCGGUCUUGCGCAAGUAUUCUCUAACUUCAUUGGUGGUUUCAACGUUGCUAAGCACACAUCCCUUAACUACCAGCAGCUUGUUAUCAUCUGUGGCAUUGUAUUCAUUAUCGUCAGUGUUACAAUCACAGUUUUGACAGCUCACGAAGAACAGUUUACAGAUAAGAUUGAUAGACCAAACCCAUUCAUUGCCAUCUUCAGACAAUUCAAGUCAAUGCCAAAGCCAGUUUGGAGAAUCGCCAUCGUAUAUCUCUUCUCAUGGAUGGGUUACACUGAAUUCAACAAUGAAUGCUCAAGUUAUGUUGGCACCGAUAUUUACAAGCUUCAAGGACUCGACUACGAUGAAGGCGUUCGCUUCGGACUCAUCAUCAUUGGUGUCUCAUCAAUCCUUGUUAUGAUCUGGUCAUUCGUUCAGGAUAUGGUAAUCAAGUGCAUCGGUCUUAAACUCUCCUAUGCUCUUUCUCAGAUAAUUGAAGCUGUUUGCCUCAUCCCAAUCUUCUUCAUCCACAACAAGUGGGCAGCACUCGGUCUCCUUACACCACUCGGUAUCGCUUGCUCUGUAUUCAACUCAGUUCCAUAUGCCAUUGUUGGCAUGUGCUCAAAGGAUGAAGAGAUGGGAACUCUUAUGGGCAUUCUCAAUAUUUUUGUCGUUGUUGGCCAGCAACUUGCUAACUGGAUCAUCGGAUCAGGCAUUGGAGCUGCAACAAAUGGAAAGAAAGGUCCACUUCUCGGUUCUGGUUGCGUCUUCGCUUUCAUCGCUGCAAUCCUAUGCUUCUGGAUAAUUGUCCCAGAGCAAAAACCAGAAUCACUUGACUUCGAUGAUGACAGAGAGGAUUGA